AUGUCUAGAAAAAUACCAGCUCGCGACCAAGUGGUCAAAUUGAUUGUUGGUGCCGGUCAAGCAAGUCCCAGUCCUCCUGUUGGUCCGGCACUUGGUAGUAAAGGUGUCAAGAGUAUGGAUUUUUGCAAGGAAUUCAAUGCCCGUACCGCGCACAUCACACCUGGGGUUCCUAUCCCAGCCCGAGUCAUCGUUCGCCCCGAUCGCUCAUUUACGUUCGAACUCCGGACGCCCAUGACUUCUUGGCUUCUCCUCCGAGCCGCAGGCGUCAAAGAGAUCAAGGGCAAAAUUCGCGGCGCGCAGAAACCCGGAACCGAAACCGUUGGCACCGUCUCGCUUAAACACAUUUAUGAAAUUGCCAAAAUCAAACAAAGCGAACUGCGUCUUUCAGGUCUUAGCUUGGAGGGUCUAUGCAAAAGCGUAAUUUGGCAGUGCAAAUCGAUUGGCGUCAAGGUCGUGCCAUGA
Exophiala dermatitidis NIH/UT8656 is the source of this 462-nucleotide messenger RNA. RefSeq names its product 50S ribosomal protein L11. The record is from RefSeq and is a predicted model, not a curated record. Gene Ontology annotation, cellular component: mitochondrial large ribosomal subunit; ribosome. NCBI's taxonomy places the organism in Eukaryota, Fungi, Ascomycota, Eurotiomycetes, Chaetothyriales, Herpotrichiellaceae. The transcript is spliced from 2 exons. Gene Ontology annotation, biological process: translation. Gene Ontology annotation, molecular function: structural constituent of ribosome; large ribosomal subunit rRNA binding. The coding region runs from base 1 to 462 and encodes 153 amino acids.